AUGAAGGUGUCUGCAGGAUUAUUUGGUUCCAGAUCCUCUUUCCUCGUCAUCUUCCUCUCCGUUUCUCUCUUCUGGCUCCGUCCCAGCACUUUCCGUCCCCAGCACCAAAAUCUCAAUCCGCAGAACGUAACUCGCUCGGAGUCUGAGAUUGCAACGCAGACAAACUACAUAAUCCGAUUUAAGCAGUACAAGCCGGCGAAAACCCAUCGAAUUUACCUCGAAUCGGAGGUCCGAUCCGGUGGUUGGGGCUGGAUCGAGAGGAAUAACCCGGCGGCGAAAUAUCCGACGGACUUCGGUGUUCUAUGGAUCGGGGAAAGCGGGAAAGAGGCAGUGGUUGGGGAGAUUGAGAGGCUAGCGAUGGUGAAAGACGUGAACGUGGAGUUUCGGUACCAGAGAGUUUUGCUUGGAGGAUCUUUUCUGGACGGGAAGAAACGUCCGGGAAAGGUUUUCACUUCGUUGUCUUUCGAAGAAGGAGAUGAUCACUCUGCCAAGGCCGCCACAAGUAACACCACGUUAAACUGGAGUCGACAUCUUCUCGCUCAGAAGACUCAAGUCACGUCCAUGUUUGGAGCAGAUGUUCUCUGGAAGAAGGGGUACACUGGUGCUAAAGUCAAAAUGGCCAUAUUUGAUACUGGAAUAAGAUCUGACCACCCUCAUUUCCGUAAAAUCGAGGAGCGUACAAAUUGGACAAAUGAGGACACUUUGAAUGACAACCUGGGGCAUGGGACAUUUGUUGCUGGUGUUAUUGCUGGUCAAGAUUCAGAAUGUCUUGGUUUUGCCUCCGACACGGAAAUCUAUGCUUUCCGAGUGUUCACUGAUGCCCAGGUAUCAUACACCUCAUGGUUUCUUGAUGCUUUCAAUUAUGCAAUAGCAACAAAUAUGGAUGUAUUGAAUUUGAGCAUUGGGGGACCGGAUUACUUGGAUCAGCCUUUUGUAGAGAAGGUGUGGGAAAUAACAGCCAGCAAUAUCAUUAUGGUGUCUGCAAUUGGAAAUGAUGGGCCACUUUACGGAACAUUAAAUAAUCCAGCGGACCAGAGUGAUGUCAUAGGUGUUGGUGGUAUUGACUAUGAUGAUCACAUAGCUUCAUUUUCAUCUCGCGGCAUGAGCACCUGGGAGAUUCCUCAUGGAUAUGGCCGUGUCAAACCAGAUGUGGUUGCAUAUGGCCGUGACAUUAUGGGGUCCAAGAUCAGCACUGGUUGUAAAAGCUUGUCUGGAACAAGUGUCGCUAGUCCUGUUGUUGCUGGUAUUGUUUGCCUGCUUGUAAGUGUUAUUCCUGAAGCUAAAAGGAAGGAUCUGCUCAAUCCAGCAAGCAUGAAGCAGGCAUUGGUCGAAGGUGCUGCUAAGCUUUCAGGUCCUAAUAUGUAUGAGCAGGGUGCAGGAAGAGUUGAUCUAUUAGAAUCAUAUGAAAUUCUAAAGAGCUACCACCCCCGAGCAAGCAUUUUUCCGAGCAUUCUUGACUAUAGUGAUUGUCCAUAUUCCUGGCCAUUUUGUCGCCAGCCACUAUAUGCGGGUGCUAUGCCUGUCAUUUUCAACACGACAAUUCUAAAUGGUAUGGGUGUCAUUGGCUAUAUUGAAAGUCCACCGACAUGGCAUCCUGCAAACGAGGAAGGAAAUCUGCUGAGCAUUCACUUUAAGUACGCAGAUGUGAUAUGGCCCUGGACUGGUUAUCUAGCUUUGCACCUGCAGAUCAAGGAAGAAGGUGCGCAGUUCGCAGGUGAAAUAGAGGGCAAUGUAACGGUUAAAGUCUAUAGCCCAUCAGCCCCUGGAGAAAGUGGGCCUAGAAGAAGUACAUGUAUUCUUCAGUUGAAACUGAAGGUGAUUCCCACCCCACCACGAGCGAAACGAGUUUUGUGGGAUCAAUUUCACAGCAUUAAGUAUCCUCCAGGUUAUAUUCCAAGAGACUCUUUGGAUGUGCGCAAUGACAUUCUUGAUUGGCACGGUGACCACUUGCAUACAAACUUUCACAUCAUGUUCAACAUGUUACGCGAUGCUGGGUACUAUAUUGAGACUCUUGGUUCUCCCCUUACAUGUUUCGAUGCUCAGCAAUAUGGAACCCUUUUGAUGGUUGACCUUGAAGAUGAAUACUUUCCGGAAGAAAUUGAAAAACUCAGAGAUGACGUUACCAAUGCAGGACUGGGUCUGAUUGUGUUUGCUGAGUGGUAUAAUGUCGAUACCAUGGUGAAAAUGAGAUUCUUCGAUGAUAACACGCGUAGUUGGUGGACUCCAGUCACUGGAGGUGCAAAUAUCCCCGCACUUAAUAACCUUCUUGCAUCGUUUGGGAUUGCGUUUGGAGACAAGAUUCUGAAUGGAGAUUUCAGUAUUGACGGCGAGCAGAGUCGAUAUGCUUCUGGAACAAACAUAGCCAGGUUUCCUGCUGGUGGGUUUUUGCACAGUUUUCCUUUACUGGACAGCUCUGAGAGUGGCGCUACACAGAAUCUACUGCUAACUGGGUCAUCAAAGGAAGACCCUGCUGUUCUUGGGCUUUUGGAGAUCGGUGAAGGUCGAGUUGGUGUCUAUGGAGACUCAAAUUGCCUGGACAGUAGCCACAUGGUCACCAACUGCUACUGGCUCCUGAAGAAAAUCCUAGAUUUCACCAGCUCAAAUAUCAAAGACCCUGUGCUUUUCUCAAAAUUUUCAAAGAGACUUUCACCCGUAAUCAUAGACGAGAACCAACUGCCAUCUCGAAGAACUGAUGUGAAUUUUUCAACAUACUCUUCUGUGAUCGGAAAGGAGCUAAUCUGCGAGAGUGACUCCAGAUUUGAAGUGUGGGGGACAAAAGGGUAUAACUUGCAUGUCAGAGGAAGGAACCGUAGAUUACCCGGAUAUCAUGGCAUUGAUUUGGGUCGAGGCUUGAAUUUCACAUUGGAGAACACAAAACCAACACGUUGGAAAUCAUCCAGGGAAGGAGGUGAGCUUAGCUCUUCCAGGAGCAAGUAUCUGGGAGUUUUCAACAGAGACGAGAUUGACUUGCCAUUUCUUGUUGCAACUCGAUGGAUCGUACCUGCUGGUGUUGCAGCUAGUGGAGUUUUAGUGUUACUAAGCAUUUGGAGAAUCAGGCAAAGGAGGCGUAGGCGGAGAAGAGCAUCUGGAUCGAAUCGAAUAGCCUAG
This is a messenger RNA of Thlaspi arvense, 3108 nucleotides long. Lineage: Eukaryota; Viridiplantae; Streptophyta; Magnoliopsida; Brassicales; Brassicaceae. The record is from the annotation of a GenBank genome assembly.